GAAACGUGACUGACAUUCAAGCUGCCCAAUCAAUAGCUGCCACUGGAGAGUGGGGCAGGACAGUAAAAGCCAGGGUUGAAGGAAGGACGUGGGCGCGGGGCACUGAAGUGAUUGGUUGAAGGCACUUCCGGUGAGCCUCUGGACGCGACGAGGGCUCCUCUGGCGCCAAAAUGUCGCUCGUGGCGGGGGUUAUCCGGCGGCUGGACGAGACAGUGGUGAACCGUAUCGCGGCGGGGGAAGUUAUCCAGCGGCCCGCCAAUGCCAUCAAAGAGAUGAUUGAGAACUGUUUAGAUGCAAAAUCCACAAGUAUUCAAGUGGUUGUUAAAGAAGGAGGCCUGAAAUUGAUUCAGAUCCAAGAUAAUGGCACUGGGAUCAGAAAAGAAGAUCUGGAUAUUGUGUGUGAGAGGUUCACUACAAGUAAACUGCAGUCCUUUGAGGAUUUAUCCAGUAUUUCUACCUAUGGCUUUCGGGGUGAGGCUUUGGCUAGCAUAAGCCACGUGGCUCACGUUACUAUUACAACCAAAACAGCUGAUGGAAAGUGCGCGUACAGAGCAAGUUACUCGGAUGGAAAACUAAAAGCUCCUCCUAAACCGUGUGCAGGCAAUCAGGGGACCCAGAUCACGGUGGAGGACCUUUUUUACAACAUAUCCACAAGGAGGAAAGCUUUGAAACAUCCAAGUGAAGAGUAUGGGAAAAUUUUGGAAGUUGUUGGCAGGUAUUCAAUACACAAUUCAGGCAUUAGUUUCUCGGUUAAAAAACAAGGUGAGACGGUAGCUGACAUUAGAACACUACCCAGUGCUACAACCGUGGACAAUAUUCGUUCCAUCUUUGGAAAUGCUGUUAGUCGAGAACUGAUAGAAGUUGGGUGUGAGGAUAAAACUCUAGCCUUCAAAAUGAAUGGCUACAUAUCCAAUGCAAACUACUCAGUGAAGAAGUGCAUCUUCUUACUCUUCAUCAACCAUCGUCUGGUAGAAUCAACUUCCUUGAGAAAAGCCAUAGAAACGGUGUAUGCAGCUUAUUUGCCCAAAAACACACAUCCAUUCCUGUACCUCAGUUUAGAAAUCAGCCCCCAGAAUGUGGACGUCAAUGUGCACCCCACAAAGCAUGAAGUUCACUUCCUGCACGAGGAGAGCAUCCUAGAACGGGUGCAGCAGCACAUUGAGAGCAAGCUCCUGGGCUCCAACUCCUCCAGGAUGUACUUCACCCAGACUUUGCUACCAGGACUUGGUGGCCCCUCAGGGGAGGUGGUUAAAUCCACAACAAGUCUAACCUCAUCUACUUCUGGAAAUGGUGACAAAGUCUAUGCCCACCAGAUGGUUCGUACUGAUUCCCGGGAACAGAAGCUCGAUGUAUUUCUGCAGCCUCUAAGCAAGCCCCUGUCCAGCCAGCCCCAGACCAUCGUCCCGGAAGAUAACACAGAUGUUUCUAGUGGCAGGGCCAGGCCGCAAGAUGAGGAGAUGCUUGAACUCCCAGUCCCUGUUGAAGUGGCUGCCAAGAAUCAGAGCUUGGAGGGGGAUGCAGCAAAGGGGACUUCAGAAGCAUCAGAGAAGAAAGGACCCACUUCCAGCCCAGGGAACCCCAGAAAGAGACUUCGGGAAGACUCUGACGUGGAAAUGGUGGAAGAUGAUUCCCGAAAGGAUAUGACCGCAGCUUGUACCCCCCGGAGAAGGAUCAUUAACCUCACCAGUGUUUUGAGUCUCCAGGAAGAAAUUAAUGAGCGAGGACAUGAGAUUCUACGGGAGAUGUUACAUAACCACUCCUUUGUGGGCUGUGUGAAUCCUCAGUGGGCCUUGGCACAGCAUCAGACGAAGUUAUACCUUCUUAACACCACCAAACUGAGUGAAGAACUGUUCUACCAGAUACUCAUUUAUGAUUUUGCCAAUUUUGGUGUUCUGAGGUUAUCGGAACCAGCACCACUCUUUGACCUCGCCAUGCUGGCCUUAGAUAGUCCAGAGAGCGGCUGGACAGAGGAAGAUGGUCCCAAAGAAGGACUUGCUGAGUACAUUGUUGAGUUUCUGAAGAAGAAGGCUGAGAUGCUUGCAGACUACUUCUCUUUGGAAAUUGAUGAGGAAGGGAACCUGACUGGAUUACCCCUGCUGAUUGACAGCUAUGUGCCCCCUUUGGAAGGACUGCCUAUCUUCAUUCUUCGACUAGCCACCGAGGUGAACUGGGAUGAAGAAAAGGAAUGUUUUGAAAGCCUCAGUAAAGAAUGUGCCAUGUUUUACUCUGUCCGAAAGCAGUACAUAUCUGAGGAGUCGACCCUCUCAGGCCAGCAGAGUGACGUGCCUGGCUCCACUCCACACCCUUGGAAGUGGACUGUAGAACACAUUGUCUAUAAAGCCUUCCGCUCACACCUUCUGCCUCCUAAACAUUUCACAGAAGAUGGAAAUGUCCUGCAGCUUGCUAAUCUGCCCGACCUAUACAAAGUCUUUGAGAGGUGUUAAAUAUGGUCAUUUAUGGACUCUGGGAAAGGAUAUACAGAAGUUGGAGAGAUAGACCUGAUCUGGAACAAAAAUAAAAACUGUCUUUUUACUCACUGUCUAACUGAACAAAACACACAGGUAAAUGGAAGUCACUGUGCAGGGUCAAAAACCAACACAAACGGGUAAGUGACUCCACUGCUCUUUCUUUAAGAUCUGACCCAGUAUUAAAUUUCUUAUACAGCAAAGAAUUUAUUUCCAAAGGAUUUUUACAAACAUAGUUUUAAGAAGCAUAGUAAAACAAGUACCUCCCGUUGUAGUUUCCUUUUUUCUGCUUUUAGUUCAUCUUCCACUUUCUCAGCAUUCUCAGCAGCAGUUUUGUAUCUCAGCACCUGUCCCUCGAGCCGGCUAAUCUGUCAGUAUAAGAACACAGGCCUCCAGUGUUGGGCACUAGAAAUCACCACUUUUUGGUAGCCAAGAUGGAAAUACAAUGUAAUAAUAAAUUCCAAGUAAUCUAACACUAAUGAGUCCCUCAGGGUGACUCACAGGUCCUCUCAGAACCCAACCGCUAUUUAUAAAUCAAGAAGUGUCCCCAGAGAGGAUUACAGCUGUAGAGUCACUAUAGGGCCAAUUUCCCAUGUUAAGUUUUAUGAUGACCAUAUUGUUUAAGUGCCAAAGUAAUAUCAUAGGAGGAGACUCACUGAAUGGAAAUGUUUUUAGACUUUUUGAACUACAUACUAAGGGAUUUUGUUAUAAACUAUGAUCUUGAAAUAUCUAUAAAAAACGAUAGCUACAGUUUCCUGUGUUUUUAGAGAAAACAGAAGACUGAAGUGCCCUGCCAGGUGCUCUCUGCUGGCUUUUCUAUUUAAAUAUAGAGCUUUUAUAGAUCUAACUGCAAAGGCAGCCCACAGAAACCCAAGCACUCACAGGGUUAGCCACUUAGAUGCAGGAAGGAGAUAUGUUUUAAAGGAAAUUUAAAUCGCCUGGUACCGUAUAAAAGAAGUACUUACACUUUGCUCCAAGGUGGUUAUAUCCUGUUCUGCUUUUGAAAGCUUAAAUUUGUAUUCACUAAUUUGUCUAUUGGCAUCUCCUAGAACAGAAGAUAAUAAUGGAUUAUGUUCAUCUCUCAGAGAUGGAGGUGUAACCCAUCAGGCAGUGCCUCUGCGGCACAGAGAGGACCAUGCGGUCUAAGACUACAGAAUGCAAGUGCACACAGCAUCUGCAGCGGCCCAGGUUCUGGACUGUAUGUACUACAGGAAGCUCUAGCAGCACUUAGGUUCCAACAGUAUCCCGUAGAACAAGAGUUAGAAGGAAACUCACUCUUCACCCCGUGAUGUGUGUGAGCACAGCUUUGAUAAAGGAGCCCAACCAAUGCAGCAGCAGCCCCAGCUACUUUUGUGCAGCCCUGUGACCCAUGGAGCCUCUGCCCGUGGGACUGGGCCUUCUAGUUCCCUGAACCCAGCUCUGCACCUUCCCACCUCCUAGGUUUUCCUUCUCUCUCGUAUCCCAAGGACCCUUUCCUCCCACCUCUGAUUUAAAUUUCAACCAACCUUCUAGGCCAAGCUGAAUUUUUACCUCCUCCAUGGGUUCCCUUAGUUAAUUAUAACUUCUUCCCUUGGUGUCCAUUUUAUUUACAUUGUCUUUUAGUAACAUUUAUCAGGCUUUUUAAAUGCUGUAUGUGUAUGUAAGGAGAGGGGCCUGUCUUAACCUUCUUAAAUCUUCCUCUGUACCUAGUCAAGUGCUUUGCACAUAGUAUAUGCUCAAUAAAUAU
Lemur catta (Ring-tailed lemur) is the source of this 4191-nucleotide messenger RNA. RefSeq names its product mutL homolog 1 (gene MLH1). The record is from RefSeq and is a predicted model, not a curated record. Bases 171 to 2444 code for a protein of 757 amino acids. Gene Ontology annotation, biological process: mismatch repair. The transcript has 20 exons. Lineage: Eukaryota; Metazoa; Chordata; Mammalia; Primates; Lemuridae. Gene Ontology annotation, cellular component: MutLalpha complex. Gene Ontology annotation, molecular function: ATP hydrolysis activity; mismatched DNA binding; ATP-dependent DNA damage sensor activity.